AGUUAAAAGUGAAGUCGUAAUAUUAAAUUUUACGGUUUAAUUAUUUUUAUUAAAUUGUACCGACAUGGCAAGAAAAAGACCAAGACUUAGUCAUGAAGGGAAUCGCAGUAGAAACGACGAAAGCGAACAUCCUGAACCACCACUAUUAUUAGUAUUCGGAGUCUACGCUUAUGAAGCUAAAAGAUUCGACGAAAUAUCGUUCCAAGUAGGAGACCGAAUGAAAGUAUUACAAAAUGUUGAGGAUUAUUAUGAAGUCCUUCACUUCAAAACCAUGCGACAAGGUUUGGUACCAAAAAUGCUGGUCGAGGAGGAACGUCGAUUCGAGGAUGAAGAGUGGUUUUUCAAGGAUAUUGCCCGCGAAAAAGCUACUUCUUUAUUACUAUAUGAUACUGGAACUACAGGAACGUUUUUGAUAAGAAAGUCAAAACAGCCAUCAUUCCUAUUAUAUGUAUUGCAUAUUAAGUAUAGAGAACAUGAAGACUAUAAAGUUGCGCAUUUCGAAAUCAAAGUAUCUAAAAGUGGACGUUACUAUAUUGAAUUCAACAAUAGUUUUCCCAGUAUGCCUGCGCUUGUGUGGAAUUACAAAAAUAAUCCGUUGGAUACAUUGGGCAUUAAUUGA
This is a messenger RNA of Ctenocephalides felis (cat flea), 619 nucleotides long. RefSeq names its product tyrosine-protein kinase Src64B-like. Bases 65 to 619 code for a protein of 184 amino acids. The transcript is spliced from 4 exons. Gene Ontology annotation, molecular function: protein binding. The record is from RefSeq and is a predicted model, not a curated record. NCBI's taxonomy places the organism in Eukaryota, Metazoa, Arthropoda, Insecta, Siphonaptera, Pulicidae.